Alternaria burnsii is the source of this 1197-nucleotide messenger RNA. RefSeq lists its product as uncharacterized. Gene Ontology annotation, biological process: tRNA modification. Lineage: Eukaryota; Fungi; Ascomycota; Dothideomycetes; Pleosporales; Pleosporaceae. Gene Ontology annotation, molecular function: tRNA dimethylallyltransferase activity. The record is from RefSeq and is a predicted model, not a curated record. Gene Ontology annotation, cellular component: mitochondrion. The transcript is spliced from 2 exons. The coding region runs from base 1 to 1197 and encodes 398 amino acids.
AUGGGUGGCAGACCCAUCAUUGCGAUUGUCGGUCCCACAGGCGUUGGGAAGACGAAGCUUGGAAUCGCACUCGCUAAAGCCAUGAACGGCGAGGUCAUCUCCGUGGACAGUCUGCAAACAUAUCGACAUGGGGGUAUUAUGACGGCAAAGCCUACUACCCAGGAAAUGGACGGUGUCAAGCACCAUCUGAUAGACUAUCUGCAGCCCGACCAAGAACCAUCUGCCUUUGUUGACCUUGCUAUCUUAAGAAUCCAGCGAAUCCAGGACGGCGGCAAGAUCCCUCUGCUGGUCGGUGGAUCCAUCUCGUUGACGGAGCCCCUCCUCUCGCACCCUUUCAUCCAGCGCAGCGAUCUAUCGGUCAUCUUUCUCGAUUCUGACAUGUCGCUUUUGAAACCUCGGCUGGACAAACGGGUAGAUCAGAUGGUGGAGGAAGGUCUCAUCGAAGAAGUACGCGAACUUUACGAACUGGAACAAAGCAUGCUGGGCUGCCCAGACUUCUCGAGGGGUGUCUGGAAAGCGAUCGGAUACCCGGAAUUGCGACUAGCGGUUGCGGAGUGCGAUGAAAGCAGCAAACAGAUUCAUCUCAAGAGUGGAAUAGCAGAGAUGAAGGAACACACGGCUUCGUAUGCGCAGGACCAGAUCGACAGGAUACGGUGUAUCAUGAACGAAAUCGACGCUCGCAUAUCACAGGGUGAGCUCUCAACGCCGUUCGAGGAGCAUUACCCAGAACCACCAGACUACUUUAGCCAGGAAGACUUCCAUGCGGCCUACGACCAUGAGAAUUUCUUGGAGAUGCUUGCCAAAUCGCCGAAAAAGGACGUCGAAAGGUGGUUCAAAAACCUGAAACGAAGAGAAAAGUGGGACCUGAGAGAAAAGGCGUCCAAAACGGGGAGGUUCUGGCGGCAGCAUCCUGGCUUUCGCGCCCGCUACUUUCCCAACGCUGGGUCGAGCAUCGAACAAUAUAUCAGCUGUUUACUUUUCGGGACGUUCAGCGAAUGUCCAUCGCAUAUUUCACAGGAGGAAUCCGUGACGCAAACCGAGCUGUUGCCUGACGUCGCAAAAGGUAGAUCUUUAAUUCAGGAUACAAAGCUCUGUACACCCGUUGAAGUCAGCCCAGUUGGCACGCAUACAGAUUUCCUGGAAGCCGGAGUAUACUACAACUCGUAUGAUGCUGAUCCACCCCUCUACGAACCGUAG